CACCAGCGUGACUCGGUAGCCAAUAGGAACACAGGAUUUAGGAAUCGUUAACUUGUAGCAACAAUGGCGGCAGAGGGAGAUUUUCUUACGCGUUAUCGAGCAGUAUCAAACAAGCUGAAGAAACGUUUUCUUAGGAAGCCUAACGUCGCAGAAGCAAGUGAGCAGUUUGGUCAGUUAGCUAAAGAGCUGAAACAACAGGACUGCCUUCAGUAUGCAGCCUUCUGUAAUUUGGCCAUGGCUCGGUGUGAGCAGACUCUCUUCAAUGCCCCAGGGGAGGCUCUGGCUCUGACUGAUGCCGCCCGACUCUUUCUAGCCUCUGAGCAGGAGACUCGAGCUCUGCAAGCCCCGGGCUUUGAUGAGCAUCUGCAAGCUGCACUCAACUGCUACAGCUUUGCCAUAAAGGUUUAUAUUGAGAUGAAUCAGCCGGUCAUGGCUGCCAGUCUCUCCCUUGAACUUGGAAAAGCGCUCAAGGAGAUGAAUAAGCCAGGAGAGGCUAUCGUCCACUUUCAGAGAGCUGCAGAGCUUCAGUCACAGAUGCCUAUCGAGGCUUUGUUGUCUUUUGGAGAGAUGGCUUCCUGCAAAAUACUGAGCCGUGAUUAUGACGGUGCGCUGGCUGUCCUUUCAGAAAUGCAGGCCAUGUGUCAGGAGAGAGGGCUGCAGCUUCCUGGCACAAACACCCCUGUCGGUGCUUUUAUGGAUAUAGUAGCAAAGUGUGAAAUCUCCAGAGUACUUCUGCUCAUGUUGCUUGAGCCUCCUCCACAGAAGCUACUGCCUGAGCACGCACAGACACUAGAGAGGUAUGCCUGGGAAUCUUUCGACUCACACAGUCAAGUUAACUUCCUUGCAGAAGAUGUCUUCCUCCUGCUGCAGUCUGUGGUGAUGGCAUGUCAGGAAAAAGACAUUGAAUCUCUCAAAUCUCUCCAGACAGAACUGUGGCCUCACCUCUCUGCUGAACAGAAUCACCUCCUACAUCUCGUCGUGCAGGAAAGAAUCAGCCCCUCUGGUCAGGGGGUUUAGUUCAGACCUACAUACAGCCAUGUGAAAUCACUCCGUGUCCACUUCCACUGCCUGGUGCAUCACGUAGGGAGUCUUACAGAAUGACAGUACUGAAGCUAUGGUACAGUUAUAACUGAAUAUUUGUAUUACAUCUUGAUGACUUGUUAAAGAAUACUUUAUUUCUUAACGUUGACAAAUGUGAUGUACACACCGAACACGUCCACCACAGGACAUGAAUCUAUAUUUUGUCCUCCAUUAAGUUUCAUUUUGAAUCA
This is a messenger RNA of Pangasianodon hypophthalmus (striped catfish), 1271 nucleotides long. It is a transcript of the gene f8a, whose product is annotated as coagulation factor VIII associated. The record is from RefSeq and is a predicted model, not a curated record. The transcript has 12 exons. Lineage: Eukaryota; Metazoa; Chordata; Actinopteri; Siluriformes; Pangasiidae. The coding region runs from base 64 to 1017 and encodes 317 amino acids. Gene Ontology annotation, cellular component: early endosome. Gene Ontology annotation, molecular function: protein binding. Gene Ontology annotation, biological process: vesicle cytoskeletal trafficking.